AACCCCAGAUCCAAAAAUGAUUCAUCUCAUACUUUUUAUAUUAGUUGCUGGUUCGUAUUUUGAGCUAAAUGAAGCUUGCAAAGAAAAUCAUGUCGUAAUUCAUAACGAACUCGGUCCCGGUAAAAUUCUCCAGUUGCAUUGUCGUUCCAAAGACGACGACCUAGGCAUACAGACAUUUAAUUAUAAGGCUGCUCCAUCUAUCAUUAGAUUCCAUGACGAAGUGAUUAACCUAACAGAAUGGAAUUGUAUUUUUAGGCACGGACCUAAAAUGGAGUAUUCUGUUGAUAUUGAAGUAUACAAAGCAGGACCAAGAGUUGUUCCUCGAUGUGGCCAGUUACGCGUAUGGACCGCUAGAACUGAUGGAAUAUAUUUUAAAAGAAAACUUCAAGAUCCGUUGAGGUUUGAAGUUCGUUGGAACAAAGGAUAA
Eutrema salsugineum is the source of this 427-nucleotide messenger RNA. RefSeq names its product S-protein homolog 25. The record is from RefSeq and is a predicted model, not a curated record. The coding region runs from base 17 to 427 and encodes 136 amino acids. The transcript has a single exon. NCBI's taxonomy places the organism in Eukaryota, Viridiplantae, Streptophyta, Magnoliopsida, Brassicales, Brassicaceae.